Phyllostomus discolor (pale spear-nosed bat) is the source of this 1882-nucleotide messenger RNA. Its product is annotated as pulmonary surfactant-associated protein A-like. NCBI's taxonomy places the organism in Eukaryota, Metazoa, Chordata, Mammalia, Chiroptera, Phyllostomidae. Gene Ontology annotation, cellular component: multivesicular body; rough endoplasmic reticulum. The coding region runs from base 325 to 1071 and encodes 248 amino acids. The transcript is spliced from 5 exons. The record is from RefSeq and is a predicted model, not a curated record.
UACGAAGAGUGGGGAGCCUCCAGCCCACGAGCAAUUUCCCUUCUUACAGAACUGGAGUUUCUCUUUAGCAGGUUUCCUAAGUACCCCUCCAGCCUGAGUGCUCUGUGAAGAAAUGUGCUGUGUAAAUAAGACUUCUUCCUGACUGGCUGGCCCUCCCUGGCAUAGAGGUCCUUGUGACAGGAGCCUCUCCAGGCUGCAGGGGAAGUCUGCAUCUGUAUAAAUGGUACAGUCUACCUCUCCACUCUGACCUGGAGGUAGAGAUCCACGUAGGCUCUGUGUGUGUAGCCCUUUCUUUCUGCAGGAGGAGCAGCUGGAACAGGAGCCAUGUUGCUGUGCUCUUUGGCCCUCUCCCUCAUCCUACUGAUGGUCUCUGGCAUUGAGUGUGAAGUGAAGGAAAUUUGUGUUGGAAGCUCAGGCAUCCCUGGCACUCCAGGGUCUCAUGGCCUGCCAGGCAGAGAUGGAAGAGAUGGAAUCAAAGGAGACCCUGGACCUCCAGGCCCCAUGGGCCCCCCUGGAGGAAUGCCAGGCCUCCCUGGGCGUGAUGGGCUGAUUGGAGCCCCUGGCAUUGCUGGUGAGCGUGGAGAAAAGGGAGAACCUGGUGAGAGGGGCCCUCCAGGGCUUCCAGCUUAUCUAGAUGAGGAGCUCCAAAACAUACUCCACAACUUGAGGCAUCAAAUCUGGCAGUCAACGGGAGUCCUCAGUUUGCAGGGUUCCAUGAUGAGAGUGGGAGAGAAGAUCUUCUCCACCAAUGGGCAGUCAGCCAAUUUUGAUGCCAUUAGAGAGUUAUGUGACAGAGUUGGUGGCAGCAUUGCAGUCCCAAGGAGUCCAGAAGAGAAUGACGCCAUUGCAAGCAUCGUGAAGAAGCACAACACUUAUACCUACCUGGGUCUAGCUGGGGACCCUAUCUCUGGAGGCUUCUACUACCUGGAUAGGGCCCCUGUGAAUUAUACCAACUGGUACCCAGGGGAGCCUAGGGGUCAGGGUAAAGAGAAGUGUGUGGAAAUGUACACAGAUGGGCAGUGGAAUGAUAAGAGCUGCCUGCAGUACCGACUAGCCAUCUGUGAGUUUUGACCAUGCAUCAAGGCCAUAGAAGAGAUAGGGUCCUGCCUUGCUUUUCAGCUUCUAUCCUGCAGAUCCACCUGAUAUAUGAAAUGCUAUAACUCCUUUGUAACAAAAUUUACUUGUGGCUAUUCAAAUAGGAGGUGACUCCUCUCUCGAGUAGAGCACUACUCGAGAAGCUGUUAACAUCAGCUUCCCCCUAGAUCACUAAUUAGUCUGACACACCCCCUGGAUCUCCUUCUCAGCACUGCACUUUAGGCAGCCACUCCUAACUUAGCCCUGUGUCAAGAGACAGAGACUUCUUUCUUCCUCUUCAUAUUCAGUUCAUUUACAGAUGGCAACAGUGAGAUGCUGGGUUGGAAGCUUCCUCCAAAGUCACACAGGAGGUGCUUGCUUCCUGGCCCCCUCUACUCUUUCUCUGAAGCCCACUGCCUACCCAGUCUCAUUAAGAUUUAUCAGUUCUGGUUGAGCAUAUGAUAGAAGCAGCUCUCCAUGAUGUCAGAGCAUCACUGGUGCCCCAGCAUAGUGAAGGCCAACCCAACCAUAAUGAUUGGCGUACAUUAUCCACUCCCUUGAGUCUUGGGUGUCAACUCAACUCCCCAACCUGAAAGCAAAUAGCCUAUACCUCCAGAGAAGAUCUUACCCCCACCCCAAAUAUAACCCAAGUGACUUCCUGCUGAUGCUCAUAUCUCCACACAACUUCAGAUCUCAUGAGGUGUUCAUACCACUCAUCAUACCACUGACUAUUUAUUGAGCACAUGCUAUGUACCAAACACCUUAACAAGCGCUUCUGGCAAAUAAAUUAUUAAAUAUUUAAAUGCCA